GGGUCUUUCGAGGGAAAGAAUGGCAGUCGGCGGGUGGGCCAUGUUGGAUUGAGACGACCGAGAAGCGCAAAGUUAUACAAAGAGGUGGCUGGCAGAGUGAACACUGCUUGGGUCUGUGUUGUACGCUCGUUGGUCGUCGUCGUCCUCUCCGAGGUCUGGAAUCAUGAAGGCCGACGUCAUCACGGAAAGCCCAGCCGAGCCGCCGGCCAAUGUGCCCGUGUUGUUGGCGCGUCUUUUGGAGCCCCUUGUGGAGGAUGCCAUCGACCAGCUAGCCGUUCUGAGUGGACUGGGUAGUCGAGCCCAUGGCGCGGGUGGUGGGCCGACGCCGACCGUGUUGGUGGGCGAUGAGAUCUCAGAGAUCAUCGCCCGCCAGCGCGAGCUCGAAUUGGAGUAUGACAAGGUUCUAGGGGUUCGGGCCCAGUUGCAGCAAGACCACAACGUUGAGCUACUGCGCGCCAAUGACGAUAAACUGCGUGCCAUUGCCAAGGCCCUCAAGCAAUCGACGUCCUCUCUGUGCGCUGCGCUACGCAUGACCAAUGCCUCUGGCAAUGCGAUGGUCAAGUUUCAAAAUGAUCGCCAGUUUGCACAGUUGGCGCUCGAGCAACUCCUCGAUGGACUUCGAACUCAAGCACCCUCCUGUCAGCCUCUGGUGGAUCAGAUUGAAGCGGAGCGCCAAAAGCAAGCUUCAAUGGCGGCGGUGAUUGUACGCGAGCAGGAAGCACGGCAGCGCAUCAAGACGCUGCGAGCCAGCAUUGCCCAACUUAAAGAAUCCCACGUGCGACAGGUUCAAGAGUAUAAUAGCUUAAUUGCUCAGCUCAAAGACGAAUGUCAAGCCACACGUGUGCGGCUCGGCAUGGAAGCCGAUUACCUUACCCGCCAAUCAGACCUCCAGGUGGAAAUGGCCGGCAAGAAGACGACAUUGACGGUUCUUGAACUCAAGGCGCAGCUUCGCGAGCUGACCACUGCACUCGAGGAAGAGCAAGCCGUGUCUGCCGAGGUACAGAGCUUUUUGCAAAAGGCUUACAGCGAUCUCAAGAACAAGUUGCAAGAUUGGACCAACAAGUCAGAAGCAGACACAGUUGCCAAGCAGGGUGAGCUUGAUGAUCAGCGCGCGGCACAGGCCAAGGAUCUGAAUAGCUUGCAGGAGCUGACCGAACGCUACAACGAGUACAACAAGAUUGUGCAAAAGGAUCUGCAACGAAAGGAGAAAAUGCGCCUCGCGGCUGAACGAGCUAUCAAGGAGUUGGCGGCUGCGAUUCGGAUCCAGGCUUGGUGGCGGGGCCUGCUGGUGCGGCACAAGAUGGGGCCCUACAAGGACAAGAAGAAGAGUGCCAAAUCAAGCAAGAAGAAGAAGGGUGGCAAGAAGAAAAAGUAAAAUCUUUUGAAAGAAUGGUCUCAGUCCUGAGGUUGGAAGCGCCCAACGAGCGCUCUCUCAUCGCCCCAUGGCGUGCUACUCUCGUCUUCAACUCCACGUUUCAUGUUAUCAAUCCAUCAUGUUC
Messenger RNA from Monosiga brevicollis MX1, 1499 nucleotides. RefSeq lists its product as uncharacterized. Bases 164 to 1375 code for a protein of 403 amino acids. The record is from RefSeq and is a predicted model, not a curated record. Lineage: Eukaryota; Choanoflagellata; Craspedida; Salpingoecidae. Gene Ontology annotation, cellular component: motile cilium; cytoplasm. Gene Ontology annotation, biological process: cilium organization. The transcript is spliced from 5 exons. Gene Ontology annotation, molecular function: protein binding.